AGGGGGCAUCUCCGUGCGCGCGUCCGCGUCUGUCUCCAUGUGCGCGGGUGUUUGUGGACACCGGCACGCUACAACAUGAACGCGCGUAAAACCCGGUAAAACCUGCUGUCGUUCAGCGCGAGACACCAGAGCAUCCGGUUCCCAGGAGCGUUAGACCAGCGAAGAGGAAACAAGAAGAGGAAGCGAGAGAGAGAGAGAGAGAGAGAGAGCGAGGAGCCGCACAGGUGAGACCCGCUGCUCCGGCUCCACUCGGAUCCUUCCGAACCGUCUCGUCCCGAUCACACGAACCUUCUGAGCCUCCGUAGCGAGGUCCUCUCACAGCUCGACCGGUAGUUCAAGUCCCACCGAGCCCGCGAGCCGCCGGUCUCUCCCUCGGCGUUGCGUCAGCCUCAACACACAGAGCCGACAUGUCAGUGUGUGACCACUCCUCUGGCGUGAAUCGAUACCGUGAUCAGAUGUAACACUUCUAAUGAUUUUUUUCUUUUUUGUGGUGGAUUCACACAACUGAUCAUGGUGCUGUGUGGCAUCAAGGUGCCGCGCUUCUUGGGGCCCAACGUGUACCCAGAGGCUCCCGAUGGAGGCUGGGGGUGGAUGGUGGCGGUGGCCUUCUUCGUGGUGGAGGUUUUCACCUACGGUACCAUCAAGAGCUUCGGCAUCUUCCUCCAGGACCUGAUGGAGGAGUUCGAAGAGUCCAACAGUCGAGUCUCCUGGAUUGUCUCCAUCUGCGUCUUUGUCAUGGCCUUCAACGGUCCUCUCUCCUCUGUGUUGACGAGCCGCUUAGGCUUCCAACCCGUCGUCAUGCUUGGAGGAUUGCUCAUUUCCGCGGGGACCAUUGCCACCAGCUUCACCAGCUCCAUCAACCAAAUGUACUUGACGUAUGGUUUAGUUGCAGGUCUGGGCUACUGUCUGACCUUCUUGCCCACUGUGACCAUCCUGUCCCAGUACUUCUCACGUCGACGGUCUCUGGUCACAGCUGUAGCGUCUACAGGAGAGUCCCUGUCCAUGUUUGCCCUGGCGCCAGCCUUUUCUGCACUGAAAGAACGAAUUGGCUGGCGACACACCAUGGUAGUGAUCGGAGCGUUGCAAAGCACCAUCAUUAUCUGCGGUGUUUUUCUUCGGCCAAUCAUUAUUCAGCCCGGAGCCUCCCACAAGAAAAAGACUGACGGAGAAGCCCCAAAGGAACUGGAAGACCUCAGCGAUAAGGAGAUCUCGGAGGGCACAAACCCAGAGGACUCUAUAACAAUCAAGUUCUCACAUGCAACAAGUGCUUCAUACAGUCUGGACAAGGAACUGACAGGAGGCUCCGUAAGCACCGGAGACUCCGGUGUACAUUGUAUUGAUUCUCUAUUUGGUGGAGAUAACGGCAGCGCAGAGGAGAAGACGCUACUGCACAAAAACGAAGGGUCAGACACAGAGAAGGAAAAUGUGGGAAACAGUGAAGCAGGGAUUAAAGAAGCUGAGGCUGAGGAGAAGAAAGACUACACAGAUCCUGAGAAACAAAGGAUGAAAGAUGAGGACGAUGAAUCAGGAGGAGAAAAGCCGCCUCCAAAGAAUUCAAAACUUCUAGAUUUCUCCAUCCUCAAAGAGUGCAACUUCAUUCUCUACUGUAUGUUCGGGCUGUUUGCCACGCUGGGCUUCUUCGCCCCUCAGCUCUACAUCAUCGAGCUGAGCGUGCAUCGGGGCGUGGAGCGGGACCGCGCCGCCUACAUGCUCUCCAUCAUGGCCGUGGCUGAAAUCUUGGGCCGGUUCUUCAUUGGGUGGAUCCUAACGCGAGAGCAGUUCAGGAAGAGGAAGCUGCUGGUUCUUUUGCUGUGUGUCAUUAUAAUGACAGCAGAUCUGGUGGGAUUUACUUUGGUCACGGAGUUCUACGGGCUGGCUGUGUGCUGUGGUUUGUACGGCUUCUUUAUGGGGACGCUAGCUUGCACCCACAUCCCCAUACUGGCUGAGGAUGAUGUCGUCGGCAUAGAGAGGAUGUCUUCGGCUGCCGGUGUCUACGUGUUCAUACAAAGCUUCGCCGGGCUCGCGGGACCCCCACUUGGAGGUGUGCUGGUGGAUGUGACUGGCGACUACGGCUCGGCCUUCUACUCGUGUGCAGCCGGCAUGGCACUGAGUUCCCUGUUCCUCGGUUUGGUAAAACCUGCUAAGAGAGGAUUCCUCUGUAGGAAGAAGACCUCAAAACAGCUUGAAGACGUAUGUGCACGUGAAGAGGAGUCAGAGGAACAGAGCGAAGAGCAUAAACAGCCCUCAGGACUGCUCUGAAGCGGGGGCCAACUCUGACCACAAGGGGGCUACAUGAGACGUCCAGGACGUUAUAUGAUUUGCUUGAGCCAAUAACGGUUGAUAAGGAUAAUUAAAGGGUCAAGCCAUAUUGGAAUAAAAGUCUGUUUAAAGACUACUGCUGAAGUGACACAAAUACAAAGGAAAACCUCUAUAUCUGGUGUUUGACAGCGAAUCUUCAGAAGCCUCACAUCACAAUAUGAAGGUAUUGUGCCGCAAAGUACCAAACAGUUUUUUAAUCAGUCAAUACUGUUACAAUUACAGUAAGUGGCCUUUAGAUUAGCUUUACGUCAGUAAGAUUUUGAUACUGUCUUGUGAAAUAUUUAUGAAAGGAAUGGACCAAUGACAUGGGCUUUUAGUUUUAGAUUUUCGAGAGAGAAGAUGCAGCGAUUUUAAACACUAAUAAACUAAUCACCUGCUGGUUAUUAAUACCCUGAUGAACGCCAGAAAAACUUUGAAGCAAAUCUAGCUGCAAGAAGCAACGGGUUGCACAGAAAAUGCAUAAACCUCAGGAAUAUGUGAUUAAAAGUUUUUGUUAAUCAAACUCACCAAGCUUACAAUGUACUGUUGUCAUUUGCUGUGUCCGACACAAACUUUUUUGUAAUGACGAGUUCAAUCACAAUAAUGAAAAAGAGUCGUUUCAGCCUGUGAGUUGUGUAGUUUUUUGUAAACUUUUACCUCGAAGAAACUGUGUGACAUUUUCACUGCAAAAAUGGGAUAAAGAAGAUUUGUUGCACGAAAA
Molecule: messenger RNA, 3019 nt
Organism: Limanda limanda (common dab)
Lineage: Eukaryota; Metazoa; Chordata; Actinopteri; Pleuronectiformes; Pleuronectidae
Product: monocarboxylate transporter 7-like
Exons: 6
Coding region: 511-2259 (582 amino acids)
Biological process (GO): transmembrane transport; monocarboxylic acid transport
Molecular function (GO): monocarboxylic acid transmembrane transporter activity
Source: RefSeq, a predicted model, not a curated record